This is a messenger RNA of Coccidioides immitis RS, 594 nucleotides long. RefSeq lists its product as uncharacterized. Bases 1 to 594 code for a protein of 197 amino acids. The transcript is spliced from 3 exons. The record is from RefSeq and is a predicted model, not a curated record. NCBI's taxonomy places the organism in Eukaryota, Fungi, Ascomycota, Eurotiomycetes, Onygenales, Onygenaceae.
AUGGCAUUUGGACGGACAGCGCCGCAACGCGAGAAUCACACGAAGUCAUCUGCCCAUCAUGUCAGCCAGGGCACCAAGCCGCUAGCGUCAUACGCCCUUCUUACCUUUGUUACACGACCCUGGAACAGACAAGCAAACUGGAUCAACGCCACGCGCACAGACAAUGAUCGCAACAAUUUGCUCCUGGCCAAUCACCCAGCAACCGGUUGUCCCUUUGAGGCCCGGGCGGAGCUGGUCAGCCAAUCACUGGUGGCUGCCAAUGGCUUUUACGAAGCCGACACUGCCUUGGUUUUGAGCUUAACUGUUUUAAGAAUAGUUAAGUUUCUUCCGCACAUGAAAGGAACUGGUCACAGGUUGUUUGGUCACAAAUGGCACAGUUCUGGUCUUUCACCUCUAAAAGCCCGGAAGGGUUGUCCUCGCCCUGCUCAGGGCCUUGGGUUGGACGAAGUGCAAAAUUCUCAGCCCAACAGCGGCUGGGCACGCUGCCGUUCUUGGCACGGAAUCAGUACCGCAUUGGGCCUAGUCGGGUUUCGAAUACGAGGCCAACGCAUGCAAGCGAGCGCCGAGCCUGCUGAGCUUCCUGAUCCGGCAUAG